Messenger RNA from Leguminivora glycinivorella, 2461 nucleotides. RefSeq names its product RING finger and CHY zinc finger domain-containing protein 1 (gene Rchy1). Gene Ontology annotation, molecular function: zinc ion binding; ubiquitin protein ligase activity. The transcript is spliced from 7 exons. Gene Ontology annotation, biological process: protein ubiquitination; ubiquitin-dependent protein catabolic process. Gene Ontology annotation, cellular component: nucleus. The record is from RefSeq and is a predicted model, not a curated record. NCBI's taxonomy places the organism in Eukaryota, Metazoa, Arthropoda, Insecta, Lepidoptera, Tortricidae. The coding region runs from base 197 to 1189 and encodes 330 amino acids.
CGUGAGUGAGUGAAAAUGUCGAAUGUGAAAUGUCAAAUCAAUCACGCAAAACAAGCAGAUGUCACGUUAAAUUUGUUAUUAUAUUUUAUUGUAAUAACCCGUUAAAUAAAUUAGACUUUUGCAUUAUUUUAAAUUCAGUGUUCGGAUAUUAGAUACGUUUGUGUUUUUCGUGUUCAGUGCAUGAAAAUAUUGAGAAAUGUCGAGUGACAAAGAAGAGGCUGUGAACGGCGAAUCGUCGGCAACGACCGAACAAAUAGCUGAAAAACGCGUAGGCUGCGCUCAUUACAAGCGACGAGCGAAAUUUGUGACUCCAUGCUGCAACAAGCUUUACAUGUGCCGCUACUGCCAUGACGAGAACGAGCAGCACUACUUCAACCGCAAAAGCGUCACCGAGCUGAUAUGUACAGAAUGCGAUACCCGGCAGGCGGUGCAAGCUGAGUGCGUCAGUUGCGGCGUGCGCUUCGGAAAGUACACAUGUCUAAUAUGCAACCUAUUCGACGACGAAGACAAACGGCAGUACCACUGCGAAGGCUGCGGAAUCUGUCGCGUCGGCGGCCGCGACCGUUUCUUCCACUGCGAGCGGUGUAACAUGUGCCUGCCUAUGCAGCUACAGAGAGUAGGGCACAGGUGCGUAGAAAACGUGUCCCGCUCAAACUGCCCCGUGUGCCUCGAGGACAUCCACACGUCCCGCAUCCCGUGUCACAUCCCGGACUGCGGGCACCUGCUGCACCGGCCCUGCUUCGAGCAGCUCCUACACUCCGGCCACUACGCCUGCCCCACCUGCCAGACCAGCAUGAUCGACAUGACCAACUUAUGGAGUUACUUGGACUCGGAGGUAGCAGCGACGCCUAUGCCGCCCGAAUAUGCGGACUACAAGGCCACUAUACUUUGUAAAGAUUGCCAUAAGUUAUCGACGGUGAAGUUUCACGUGGUGGGGCUGAAGUGUCAACACUGUGGUGCCUACAACACGUGUCAGACUAAUGGUUUCCACAAAGAGUCAACGAGCGCGGAGUCCGGCGACUCCUCGUCGUCUUCGAGCCGGAGCGGGUCCUCGCUGCCCGCGCCGGGCUCGAGCGAGGGCGCGGGGGCGGGCGCGGGCGCGGGGGCGGGCGCGGGGGCGGGCGCGGGAGCGGCGGGGAGCGCGGAGCUGCCGCGCGCCAACCCCAUGGACGAGCCCCCGCAGGCCUGACCGAGGCAGGUCUGAGGGCCAGCUGCAUCCACCACUUCACAGACACAUCAUCCUCACGCAGCAGACUUCAGUGGAACUUCCCAUUAGGGUUGCAAAUAGAAAAAAAGCCAAAUGUUUUUUUUUUUUCAGAAAUAUGAAAAAAAAAACCGAGCACCAUGCUUUUUUUUCUAAAUUUUUUUUUUUUCAGAAAAAAGCAGCAAAAGCUAGUUUCUAAUAAUCUUUAGGACGGUGCGCAGCGCGUCGUGUACGUACGCAACACAUGUAAGCGGACGCGAACUUGUUCAUUCACCGCUUACAUGUGUUGCGUACGAACGGCGCGCACACAUACAUACCGCGUGACAUACGUUUGUUAGAAGAGUUACUACUGGCCUUAAACUGUGCUAUGGAUCAUUGGAACACCAACUUUUACUCUAAAAUCUGCAUCUUUACUCUAAAAUAUUGAUCUAACCAUAGAAUGAGUGCCAAGAGAUUGUUGCGUAGGUUUAUUUAAUGAAAUUUAUUUGGCUUUAUAAUUCCAGCUAAUAAAUUGUGAUUAAUAUACGAUAGCUUAUAAGCUUUAGUUAAUUUUGAAAACGCCAGUAGCUUAGUUUUAUGAAAUUAUAAAUUGUAAAAAAUAACCAAAUAUGUAAUGCGCACAGUUACAGUGACCGUCCAUUCAAAAAUGGGCCUUACGAGAGAGUGGGUAGAAUCAUAUUUGAAAAUAGCUCGAAUUAAAGUAGAGACUGUUGCGUUUCUGUACAUAAACAACAUUAGUACAUAAAUAAAAAUAAGGUCCCAUCCCAAAAUGAACUAUUAUUAUUAUUAACGUUUUGACAAGCAGAAACGUCUGCGAUGGACUUGAACUCAAGGAUUCUGGAUCGAUACUCCAGCGCUCUGCCAACUGAGCCACUAAGACUACAACCAAGUCAGCGAAAUUUUCCACCAUAUUGGUCAAUGGGGCCUGUAGCGACAGACGCCGUGAGUUCAAGUCGCACCCAAGGCAGUGAUUUUUCACUUUUAAAUUUAUUCUAGGCUUAAUUGUCAUACUGUCAACCUUGUAAUAGAGGCUAGUCAGCUAGCCAUAGGACACAGUACAUUCAUAGAUUAAGUAUAAGAUCAUACCAUCCCAUACAUUAAAAUGCGACCACCUAAGAACGCGCAAACACUGCACCACAUAGAUGGCGCCACAAAAAAUGCCUGGUACAGUCAUAAAUUAAAUAUAACAAGAUCAUACCAUCCCAUACAUUAAAAUGCGACCGCCUAAGACCGCGCUUACACUCCACCACACAUAGA